Messenger RNA from Xiphias gladius (swordfish), 5071 nucleotides. It is a transcript of the gene bnc1, whose product is annotated as basonuclin 1. The transcript is spliced from 4 exons. Gene Ontology annotation, biological process: regulation of transcription by RNA polymerase I. The record is from RefSeq and is a predicted model, not a curated record. The coding region runs from base 401 to 3508 and encodes 1035 amino acids. NCBI's taxonomy places the organism in Eukaryota, Metazoa, Chordata, Actinopteri, Istiophoriformes, Xiphiidae. Gene Ontology annotation, cellular component: nucleus.
UGAGACAAAGUUAUUGUUUUUGUCACAAUGUGUGUCAAAAGGGUUUUAAACCUCUACAGCUUUUAGCACCUUCUAAGAGAAGCGACCACAUCACACCAGUCUGUACUGCCCUUCACAUGGUUCCCUGUAAGUUUUAGAACUCAUUUUAAGAUUUUACUGCUUGUUUUUAAAGCUUUGAAUGGUCAGGCUCCUGCCUAUACUAUAUCUGUGAUCUUUAACUCCCUAAGAGCCUGAUCGCUGAUUGAGACCCUCCGUCAGGGCCCUACUAACGCUUUCAAAAUCUUGACUUGUCACUGAAGGUGAGUGGGCCUUUGCUGUCCCUCAGCUGUGGAACUCAUUGCCUGAGGAUCUAAGACAGGCAAUACACACAGUAGCUCUUAGCAAGCUUAAGGUGCACCACAUGUACCAGAGCAGCCAGGUGGAGAUUGUGCACUCCAAUGUGGUGUUCGAUAUCUGCAGCCUGAUGCUAUAUGGCACCCAAGCCAUCCCGAUUCGCCUCAAGAUCCUCCUGGACCGCCUUUUCUCUGUCCUCAAGCAGGAGGAGGUCAUUCAGAUCCUAAAUGCCCUUGAUUGGACACUGCAGGACUACAUACGAGGAUAUGUGCUCCAGGAUGUAGCGGGGAAGGUGCUAGACCGAUGGGCCAUCAUGACAUUUGAGGAAGAGAUUGCCACGCUGCAGCAGUUCUUGCGUUUUGGUGAGACCAAGUCCAUAGUGGAGCUGAUGGCUCUGCAGGACAAGGAGGGCCAAGCAGUGUUGGUUCCCAGCACCCGCACCAAUUCAGAUAUCCGCACUUUCAUUGAGCGCAACACCCCGCGCACUGCUGCAAACCUUUCUACAUCCAAAGUCGAUAAGUUGAGCGGCAACAGCAUGCACCACUUUGAGAACUUUAUCAACAGCAUGGCCUUCAUGCUGCCAUUCCAGCUGUUAGGCUCGGUUCCUGCACCAUUUCUGGGCUCACCAUUGGGGACACUGCAGCAGCAGCAACACCAGCAUCAGCAGCCAUGCUGUGGGUCAAAGGAGCAGCAGAGUCAGAGACGAGACGAUCAAGGGCGGCACGAUCUGGGGAGGGACAACCCCCUCCCUCUUUCACGACCUCCAGAGAGCAGCCUGCUAGGUUCCAGCUCUGUUUCAUUCACUGUGGAUCUAGACCGAAGUGGAGACAAGCCAACGGACAGCCUUUCCACCAACACAAAGAUUGAGGCAGAGGAUUUCUCCACUAGCGACAACUACUCGGAUGGACCCUCCACACCGUGCACACCUUCCAUGAGCUCUGAUGUAACACAGAUGUCACCCGAGGGCAAGCUGCGCUCCUUGGACAGAAAUGGAAGUGGUGGAGGGGUCUCAGGAGUUGGUGGAGGGGGAGGCUCGCUGAAGAAGGGUCGUGUAUUUUGCAAUGCCUGUGAGAAGACGUUUUAUGACAAAGGCACACUGAAAAUCCACUACAAUGCAGUGCACCUGAAGAUUAAGCACAAGUGUACCAUUGAGGGCUGCAACAUGGUGUUCAGCUCACUGCGCAGUCGCAAUCGCCAUAGUGCCAACCCAAACCCACGGCUACACAUGCCCAUGAACCGCAACAACCGGGACAAAGACCUGCGGGGCAGCAUGUCUGCUGAUGAAAGCUCUCAGGGAGAAAAGAGACAUGACUAUGGCAACCCCAUCCCUGUGUGCUCUGCAGAAAGCCAUAAAUCAGUAUCCAGCUACAUGGUGAGCCAUGUGGACGCUGGCUCUAAGCUCCACAGCAGCUCAUUCCCUAGCAUGGGCCAGAGUGGCAUCCUUUUUCCCAACUUAAAAACAGUACAGCCAGUCCUGCCUUUCUACCGCAGCCUAGUAACUCCAGCAGAGCUUGCUAACACCCCAGGAACACUACCCUCCCUUCCUCUGUUGUCCUCCUCUGAAACUGUCAAACCCAUCACAGCCCCUGAACCCUGUGUGACAGACCCUAUACCAAAGAAAAAGUCACGGAAGUCAAGCAUGCCAAUAAAGAUAGAGAAGGAGGCAGUGGAGCGGGAUGAGCAGAUGGAUAAGGGGAGCGGCUCUGAGGAUGAGGCUCCUUUACAGGGCAGGGACCGGGAGGAGUGUGACAGUAGCCUAGCAGAAAGGCAUAUGUGCACAAGACAAGCUGGGGAAGAGAAGGAGCAGAGAGGGGUUUACACUAGCGAAGACAAUGAAAGGGACAGCCCCAAGCAUCUGUUGGACCCGACUUCAGAUAGAGAAAUAACAGAGAGGAACAAUAAAGAUGAUGGGCCAAGGCAAGCUGAAACAGGGGUGAUCACCUGUGCAUCCUCUCCCUUUGAAAACAGACUGAUGGAGAACCACCGUGACAACGACCUACUCUGUCAGGAACCCAGUGACAAUGAAGAAAGGGUGGACAGGGAGCAUGUGAAUUCACUGUAUGCAGCUGACAAAAUUUCUGAGCUCAAAUGGGAUGAGGGUGAGAACAGGCUGAAUAAUGGGGGCACUCUCCAGCUCAUGGACCAUGAGAGGGAGGGAUCUGAUAGCUGUGUCGAUGACUUUGGUGACUCAGGUUUGUCUCACUUUGACCCUGACACUGACUUUCCACACCACUGCGAAAUCUGCUGUAAGACCUUUAAGAACCCCUACAGCGUCAAGAUACACUACCAAAAUGUCCACCUAAAGGACAUGCAUAUGUGCACAGUGGACGGCUGCAAUGCUGCCUUCCCCUCCCGCAGGAGCCGAGACAGACACAGUGCAAAUUUGAACCUGCACCACAAGCUACUGACCAAAGAAUCAUUCAGUCCAGCCAGCACCCUCUACCAGCCCUCAUCCCACUGUAGAGACAGAGACUCUGUUGGCCUGGACUACUGCCCGGACCAGCGGGAUAGAGAACUGCCCCAUAGAGACCCAACCAGCCACACAUCCGUCAUUUUCAGAGGACACAACCGAAUGGGCCUGGUCUUCCCUAUGAGCAAAAUGUCUGCAUCAGAGAGUGCCGAGGAAUCACCCUUAGGAGAGAUGGAGAGAUUAGGAGAAGGAGGACAAGGUGGUGGAAGUGGGGAGGAUGGGGCAGUCCUGGACCUGAGCACCUCAUCUUCUGUCCCACCUCGUGGCAGCAGCAGUGCACUAUCUUCCUGGGACUCAGAUGGAGCCGGUAGCGAGGAAGGGGAAGGAGUUGAAGAAGGUGAGGAGGCGCUCCCCAUGGAAGACAGUGAUGAAAGCUGCGAUGGGAUUGGUGUGGGAAAGCCUGGAGGUGAGGAAUUGGCACCCGGAGGAGAGAGGAUCCUUGGCUGUAUUGGGGGAGGACAAGGUGGGCUUCAGGGAGGUGGGGGUGGAUCUCCGAUAACCUGCCACAUCUGCCAAAAGGUCUACAGCAACAAGGGCACAUUCAGAGCCCAUUACAAGACUGUCCAUCUACGACUGCUUCACAAGUGUAAAGUCCCUGGCUGCGAUACUUCCUUCUCCUCUGUUAGAAGCAGAAACAGACACAGCCAGAAUCCAAACCUCCACAGGAACCUAGCUGUUAGCUCAGUUGCCACGAUGGACCAGUAGUAGGGAUUAGAGAUCAUGCCAACAUGACUGAUUUUCUUUGUUGUAAUUGUCUUUGUUGUUGUUGUUUUUGUUGUUGUUGUUGUUGUUGUAGUAGUUCUUUUCUUUUAGGGCACCUAAAAAAGGCUCACCAAUUAGCACUUUUUAAAGACCGUACUAUAGUCUAUCCUGUUGUCAUAUUUUGUCAAAAAAGAGAAGAAAAAAAAAGUACAAUCAGGAGUUCACUUGUUGUGGCAAAUGCAAUCUCCUUUUGAAACAAAUGCCGUUUUUUGUGUUUACAUAUCAACAUUCUGUAUAAAAAAACACCAAAACGUACACCUGUCAGUGAAUUCAUUCUCAGCAUUGAGAAAAUAGAAACAUGAUGAGUCUCAGACUUCUCUGUAUUGGUUUGCCUCAGUUUAGACCUUAAAAAAAUAAAUUUGUAUGAACUGAAUUUUUCCAUGUGUUGUCUAAGUGAGAGUUGAAUCAUGAAAUUGUAUCAUGCAAGUGAUUUUCUUUCUGGUGUUUUUGUUGUCAGAUGUCAAUAUCUUCCCUGUGAAGCUGUGCAUAAUGCAUUAAUCAAAAGAAGUAGUGAAGUAUCUUCUACAUCUGUCAUUUCAUUCAUUUGGACAAUGGUCUUAAAAAGAGUCUUUGUUAAAAAGCUAUAGUGUUGUGAGCUUGACCAGUAAGUUAUUGUAUGGUGUUGAUCUGAUCUGUCUUUACUCUUCUGGUUGUUGCAUACUGUUAAUGUUUACCAAAGAUUUUUUCAGUCCACAGGUGUGUAUAGAAAUUCCUUCAUAUUGUGUGAGGGGUAUGCAGUAUUAAAGGGCCCGCCCAGUCUCCUCUCAUCUACUUUGUGAUUAACAGCAGUAUUCAGACUUGGGCUUGGUUAUAAAAUAAUAUAAAAUUUACAAAAUACAAACAAACAAAAACAAAAACAACAACAUCAAGAAACAAAAAACAACUUUUUUUUUCACCCUGAUCAGGGUGAAAAAAAACCCUGAUUUUGGUGGUGUUUUGGUAAAGAAAUCUGCCCAUGGGACUAGACUUGAUUAAGAUAUUGCUCUUGUAUUGUCUUUGUGGUUUCUUGCAGUAUCCUGACAGACAGGAAGAAAUGCUAUGUAUGGAGGCUAGAAGUAUGUACAAUGAAUGAGUCAGACACUGAGAAAAAAUGAUGAAAAAAGCAGUUUUUAAUAAUGGGCCCACACAUAAUCACACCUUAAAAAACAAAAUGGUAAACUAAAUGUUUAUUGAACUGUAUAUUCUGUGAAUAGAGUAAUUUGUUAUUUGAAAGAAACCAAAAAAUAUACUGUAUAAAAUAGUUAAAGUUCACCACUGACAUUUCAUGUUUUUCAUUUCUUUUUUUUUUUUUUUAAAUGAAUGAACAAGAACAUUUUGUUGUACAUGUCUGAUUAUUUCACCAUGGUUUUCUGGUUGGGUUUUGCUCUGUAUUCUGCAUUUUUUUUUUUCAUUCUGUAUUUAAAUGCAGUGGGCCAGAUUUAAGAUCCUGUUUGAUGGUUGUUUGGAUUUGUUAAAAAAGGAGCAAAAACCAUUCAUGUUUCGUUUGAUUUAAUGUUACAAUAUUCA